Uloborus diversus is the source of this 610-nucleotide messenger RNA. RefSeq names its product protein FAM32A-like. The record is from RefSeq and is a predicted model, not a curated record. Bases 144 to 482 code for a protein of 112 amino acids. Gene Ontology annotation, cellular component: nucleolus. The transcript is spliced from 4 exons. NCBI's taxonomy places the organism in Eukaryota, Metazoa, Arthropoda, Arachnida, Araneae, Uloboridae.
AGUAGGACUUGAUUCGUUUUGUCAUCUGUCAGCGCUAAAAAAAUUAAUAAUAUAGAGUUUAAAGGAUUACUAUCAUCGAAAAAUUCAACUUUGUGAAACUUUACAUUUUGAUAAAAUCUUGUUUUAGUUCUUUUGUUCUAAAAAUGUCUGAAUAUGAGGCUGUAACCAAAUCGCGAUUGAAAUUAAAAACAGAUAGUGGAGUAAAAAAGAAAAAGAAAAAGGAAGAAAAGCAGGAAAUUUUGGAGAAAUUUGCCAAAAUUGAAAAAACAACCAAUGUUGAAAAUAUUGAGCAGAAGAAACAAAAUUGUGUUCCUUUAACAAAAGCAGAGCGAGCAUUUUUGAAAAUGAAAGAAAAGAAACAAAUGAAGCAAAUAUUAGAAAAAGCAAAGAAAACUCACAAACAAAGGGUUGAAGAAUUCAACAGACAUUUAGACUCGUUAACAGAACAUUAUGACAUACCGAAAGUCAGCUGGACAAAAUAAAAAGGAUAUUAAACAAAAGAAAACAUUUCAUGUAAUUUUAAUAAGUGAGGAACUAGCAUCUUGGGUUUAAAAGGCCAGAUUGUAUUUGUAUGAAUUUGUAUAUAAAAACAUCUUUGUUACAAUAAAGU